Geodia barretti is the source of this 5886-nucleotide messenger RNA. NCBI's taxonomy places the organism in Eukaryota, Metazoa, Porifera, Demospongiae, Tetractinellida, Geodiidae. The record is from the annotation of a GenBank genome assembly.
CGCAUCGAGGCUCUCAAGGCAUUUUUCUCAGAAACUAACGACAAAAAGGACGGGGACCUACGCGCGGUCCUUUUCCCCUAUCUUCCUAACGCGGUGCGAGAAAAGGUUCUAGCGCACGAAGUCAGCGUGACCAAACAAGGAGUGAGUGGCUCGGGGAGUGUUCAUAGGGGGAUAGUUACCGACUUGUUCAAUUGCCAAGAUGGUGGGUGGGAGGGGUACAUUGCCAGCAUCACUGAAAAGAGUGCUGUGUAUAGAUUCACAAGUACCUCUUGUGUUUGCGCCUUCCCAGUAUGCAUUGGGUUAACUGUGGAAUUUUGCUUGAGUACUAGAAUUCCUGGCACAGUUGCUGAUUCCAGUGCUAAGGCAAUUGAGUACAUUCCAGGCACACUUCCUGAUGGCUAUGCUGCAGACUAUCUGCAAUGCCUUGAAGACCAGGCACCUUCAGUCUGUCUGGACAGAAUCAUGCAACUCCCUGGCCCACUUAGAGCCAUACUUCAUGAGCCAGACCUACACAUCCCUUACAUGUCAAAAAUAUUAGCUGUGCUUCAUUGCAUUUCCAGUGUAGGCAAUGACUUUUCCAGGGUUGCGAUAAAAGUAGGUAUUCACGAGAGCAGUUUUCUUGGUAGCCUUCCCAAAACUCUGUGCAUGCAGCAGAGUACACCAGAGGCAGUUGCAGCAACAAGAGGGAGUGUUGUGCAAUUUUUGAGUCUAGUCUCAGUCUGCAUUCAUACCUGCCCGGACAUUGCGUACAAAAUGUCAUCAGUCAUUCAAGGCUGUGCUAGGCUUGCUAAUUCCUUUGGGGAACAGUUCUCUCUAGAAGGCCCCAACCUCGGUAAGGCCAUAAUACAUGCCUGCUCAGUAGUACGGGGUGCAGAGAGUCUUCAAGAACCUCUAACUGAAGGCAGCAACGACGCACCGAGCCUACGAGACCCUCUGCUGUGGAUAACCCAUGUCUUCGGUAAGGCCGUAGCUAAUUCCCUAAGGAAGUAUAUUCCGGGGACCCUGCUCCGAGAGGAUGAGAGUGGUGUGAUUGCCAGGCGAAAACUAGAAAACAUCAUUACUUCAGUAGCACCCACUGGUUCAGAAGAUAAAACGCCCACCAAAUUCUUACAAAAUUACACCUUCCAAAGUCUCAGUCUAUCUCUAGCAAUGAGCAUGGACAGCUAACACAAAAGAUGGGCAUUGUCAUUGACCUCUAUCCCAGAGAAGGGUACAUAGUCCUUGCUUCAGGGAAAGGGUGCCACAGGAGGACUCAGCAGGUCUUCAAACUUGGACCGGCAACUACAACUGAAGUAGUCUCAUCUAUACACCUUGGCGACAUCGUGCAGUUUCUAGUAAGUUCAAGCGCUCCUGAAGCAGUGGAGAGAGUAGUUAAAAUCAAGCAGUACUGCUCUGAGGCUCUUGAUGUAACCUUUGCCAGUGAUUAUCUCACCCAAAAUAAAGGUUUAGUGAAUCUUUUCGAGAAUGAGGCAGCCAUGAAAGCGAUACUCAAUGCUUCCCAUGUUUACACAAGUCCAGAUGUGUGUGCUAAGCUUAUUUCAACAGCAUGCAGUGCACUGUCUGACUUAGCCUCCUCUAUAAAAAAGAAAAUGCUUGCGCUACUAAAAUCGUCUUCUUUCAUUCUUGAUGUCGUUCAAAUAGCACCAGAAGAGGUUACCAAGUCGAUGAAGGUUCUAGAAAAGUACCUUGAGCACUUCCCCAAUGAGGUCUGCGUUCUUGUGCCAGCACUUGAGUCAAUGGUCGAUGUUCUACAGAAACAAGACAAGCCACUCGAGCUGGCCGCUUUUGUUUCUUUUCUCUCAAGCAGCACUUGUCUUCUUCCCCACUCAGUCGAGAUAGCUAGACAGCCGUGGCAGACCGUCCCCACUCUACUGACAGAGGAAGAAUGGAAGGCUGGUGCUGUUGCAAACACAGACUAUCUCCCUUGUGUUAAGGAUUGCUACACCUCCGUCCAUGAAUAUGGCCGCACCUACUUUCUUCUCCUCAGAGCUGACUGCUAUGGGGACUUGGCAACAUCCAUUCGUCGGCUCAGGGACCCCACAGCUUCCAACAAUAAAGCUACAGAUGAGGCAGUAGUGGUUUAUGAUGCCACUAUCACUGCCUUCUCAAACUACAGUGCUGGACACAAACUGGUAUAUCACUUCACAAUAAAGACACAGCCCCAGUCCUCUGAGAAUGUGUCAAGUGACGCACCUUUUCUCAAAGCAGGUAACCUACUCUGCCUAAGCGUUGGUGGUCGUUUCAAGGAUGACAUUAUCUGGGCCACCAUCAACCAUGUCUCAAGGUACAUUCACUUUGGAGAAAAUGAAACAAAACAGUGUGAGGUCCUGGUGGAGCUGUGCACUGAGAGUAACACACUGUCAGACGAGGAGGCAAUGUUAUCCCUGAACAAUUCAGGGAAUGUAGUGGCACUUGAGAGUCCAGCAUACUUCAGGGCCUACCAACCUGUACUGGAUGCACUGAAGCAAAUGGACAUGGAGAAGAUCCACUUUCUGCCAGACCUACUCAACCCAGGCAAAGAACCACAGGCUUCCCUGGAGCUGAUCAAUGACAACACACUGGUGACUGAUCUGGGUGGUCUCAAGCAAGAGGCAGACGGUGUCCCGGUCGUGAUGACAGUUGGAGAACUGAGGGAACAGCUGAGUGACACAGAACAAUACACAGAUUUCUGUCUGCCCAAGUUUCAGCGGAUUGCAGUGGAGCGAGCCCUCUCCCAAGCUCUAAGCCUCAUUCAGGGGCCACCAGGAACAGGAAAGUCCUACAUAGGAAUGCAGCUACUGCGCCUCUUUCUCUCUAUGAAAAACAGCUCUGGUAAACUAAUCCUGGAAAACAAACCCGCCCUAGUCAUCGCCUACAAGAACAGAGCCUUGGAUCUCUUCAUCAAAAUGUGCACCAGCUUCUGUUCUCUGGACAGAAUUGUGAGAAUCGGCCACUUGUCAAAGGAUAAUGAGGAGGAACUGAGGUGUACGUUACUUAAUGAAAAGGUUAUGUCGGGUCUUGACAGAAACCGCACAGUGGAGCUCAAGGCUGCCAUGGAACAUCAGUAUGAAAGGGUACAAAUGGCCAGGAUAGCCCUUGUAGCUACAGUGGAAAUGGCAGGCCUCAAUGAGUGCCUGGACCACAUUACUCCAGAGUGGCUACAGAGCCUCAUUCUCGACCAAGGCUCAGUGUCUGCUGCAUACGGAGUGGCUGCUAGAGUUAGGGACGACCCUGAGAGGUGCCUGGACCUAUUACAGAGAGCCCGAAUGGGGGAGAGAGAUCGGCAAGAGAGACAGGAAAUUGAGGAAACCCUAAGCAGGGCCUGGUCUAAGUGGGUGGAGGGAAUCAGGUGGGACCCACAAGAUCCCGUUCCAGGAACCAGUGGCUCACUCCAGUAUGACAGUGACUCAGAGUUGGACUCGAGGGAGUACGAGGAGUACUACGACACUCUUCAAAAGAGAAAUAAUGCAGUCGAAACCUUGACUUCAGUCUAUGCAGACUUUGAAGAUGGCCCAGUGGAAGUGUCAAAUGUCUGGGCACUUAGUCCUGAUGACAGACGGAGGAUGAUCAGAGCUGCCACCAGAGAGCGCUAUGAGUCUGCCAUGGAUGACUUGAAGGACAGCAUAAGGCAGUACAACAUGAUACGAGAAUUAUACGAGAAAAGACGUGAGGAGAAGGCAGUGGAGAUCUUGAAGGGGGCCAAGGUGGUGGCAAUGACGACAACAGGUGCUGCCAUCAACCAGCGACUUCUGAACCAGUUGGAGGCUCCCGUUGUGUUUGUGGAAGAGGCGGCAGAGAUCCUGGAAUCUAACCUUCUCGCUGUCCUCACUCCUCAUGUGAAACACAUGGUCCUCAUUGGAGACCAGAAACAGCUCAAACCAACAGUCGUCUGGAACAAGCUGGCCAGUGACAGAUACAAGUUUGAUGUAUCUCUCUUUGAGAGGCUAAUCAGAAACAAGUAUCCUCACACUCUGCUACUCAGACAGAGCAGGAUGCACCCCUCCCUUGUGCCACUCUAUGGGUAUCACUACCAACGUGGACCAAUUACAAUACGCUCUGCUGAUAAAACAAAAGACUUGGUGCACCCAAAGUGCAUGGGGAAGAACUUCUUCUGGUGGUCAUACUCGGGGGCUUAUGAAACCAGGCGAGAGAAAGGCUACAUGAACACCCACGAGAUCGAUAUGGUCGUCAGUCUGUGCUGCUGGCUGCUCUGUAAUAGAGUGGAGUCUGGCAAAAUUGCUGUUCUGACACCCUACAGAGGCCAGGUGCAUUCUUGUUUAGUGUAUUACUUUAGGUGGCCAUGUUUUGUGAACUUUGCAGCUUGAAGAAAUCAAAAAGUCCCUUGAGGAUAAAGCAAACAAGUACAGAAAUAUGCCAAGAGCGUUGGUUGACAUAGAUGUGUACACUGUGGACGAAUACCAGGGUCAUGAAUGUGAUGUGGUAAUACUAAGCCUGGUGCGUAGCAACACGAGUGGGAAGAUUGGAUUCCUGAAGGUCUCCAACAGAUUAGUGGUGGGCACUUCACGACAGAAGUGUGCCUUGUACAUUGUGGGGAAUCGCACAUUCCUGGAGAAAAGCGCUCCUGCCCUCUGGAAGGAUUUCUUGACUGAAUGCAGACCUAACUCCAUUGGGACAGAUCUCCCCAUUGUUGUGGGCACUAGUCCAGUUGGGUGCCAGUCAUCCAGUGAGCUUGAUGAAAGGGUGAAGAUGGCUCUGGAAGUGGCAGCCAAUAAUGCCGAAGGAGAUAACGUCAAUGACACUGACUUUGACUUUGAUCCACCCCCCGCUGGGUUGCAGUCGGCAGUUGGCACACUAUCACCAUCAGUUGGGGCACAAGAGUCAGGGUCCAGUACACCAACCUCCAUUAGAGCUCUGUCAGGACCUAGUACACCAGCCUCCGUUAGGUCACAGUCAGCAGUUAGUACACCAGCCACAGUUAGGUCACAGUCAGCAGUUAGUACACCAACCUCAGUUAGGGCACAGUCACAGUCAUCACCAGCCUCACGAUCUGCUCGGUCAAAGUCAGUAGACAGCACCCCACCUGCUGAUCCAUUUAGAGCGAGCAAACCAGCUUUUGAAAACACACAAAAUGUAGUAGCCUCUUGCUCUCCGAGUCAUCAGCCACACUCAUUGUCACAACUCACUGAGCCUCAAUUCUCUGGAUCUGCUUGUAGACAGCAAUCAAGCCCUCCGGCCUUAGAUCCAACACUAAUGGCAGGGGAUACCCCUGUUCUAGGGGAAAUCGAUGAGCCCGUUUCUUCAUCCACAACUACGUGGGACUUCCGCCAAUGCACUCUAAACCUGAAAGACACAGAAGCCGCUAAAGAUUGGAAAUUUAUUGGAAGGCGUUUGGGGCUAAGUGAGGGAGACAUUGAGGCAAUCGAUAAGAAUUACAGUUCCGAUAUGAAGGAAAAGUUUUAUCAGAUGAUGGUGAAGUGGAAAUCAAUAAAAGGGAAGAAGGCAACAAGAGAAAGGCUAAUUGAAGUACUUAAGAAAGAGAAACUGAAUCAGAUUGCAGAAGAAGUAGAAAAGGAAGAAGUUGGAUUUUAGUUAGAGCAACAUGUAUUUCGUAGAUUAAGCAAUGGUGUACUAAAAAAACACUUAAUAUUAUUAACUUUACUUUCACUGUACAAAAGAGGAAACGUAGUAGCUAUAUCUUCACCGUUUAGAGUGAGAGAAUGUCAGUGGGGAGCAUUGGUGCAGGUGUAGCAUACAGACUGAUCUGGUGCAUUUUUACAAGAGCUGUGGUGUUUUUCGAGGUAUACUUCUUUCUUGGAGUUGGGGGUAUCGGAUCUGUAGCUCAAUCUCAGUACUCCAAUGCAGUCCGCAUUCUUGAAGUGAAUUAACCCUCUGCGCGCAUGCAUGCUCAGCGAGGGUUCCCAACAUCUCACUGUUCACGAGCCAUGA